Messenger RNA from Paramecium sonneborni, 809 nucleotides. The record is from the annotation of a GenBank genome assembly. NCBI's taxonomy places the organism in Eukaryota, Ciliophora, Oligohymenophorea, Peniculida, Parameciidae.
UAUACCUAUGGCUGAAAAAUAACAUAAAGUCUUCUAUAGAAAUCAUAUCUUAAUAGUACCUACAAGAAACUUAGAAUUGCAACACAGACAUUUUAUGUUAGACAUUCUUAGCAUACUUCCACAUUCUAAAAAAGUACCAAUCAUUUAUUAUUUUUUUAGACCAAUAAAAUCAAAUAUGAAUAAUUGAGUUAAGUUAUUCCUUCACUUUGUGAAAAUCAUAAAUGUAAUACCUUUAUUGUAUUCCAUACAAUUUCAGAUCAACUUAUAUUAGUUUUUGGAUCUUACCCAUCAGGACCUACAGUUUAAUUCUCAGUUCUUAAUAGUAAAUUCUAAUAUUUUUAUUUCUAGUUACUACUAUUAGAGAUCUUUAGUUGGCUGGAAAUUUCUCAAAAAAAGGAAGAGUACUUCUUUAAUUUGAUUAGCGAUUUAAUACAAUCAUUAAAUAUAAAUUACUUAAAGAAAUAAUUACACUCUUAUUCAAUGUUCCAUAACCUAGAUUUACAGAUAAUUUUAUUGAUAGAAUCUUUACAUUUACUACUGAAGGUGAAGCACAAAAUAGAAUUUGGUUUAGAUCAUUUGAAAUUUAUCAAUCAAAAGAUUUAAGAGAAAUAGGCCCUAGAUUUGCAUUAGAAUUGAUUUCUAUUGAUGAAGGCAUUUCUUCUGGAAAUAUAUUAUAUUAAGGUUCCUAACUCCAAAACACAUAAACUAAAUUCAAAUAAAAAAUUAGAAAAAGCGAAAAAAAAUUUGAAAAAAUUUUGAAUGAGAUCAAUCUAAAAGAAGAAGAAAUCGAUAUUGAAGAAAAUGAAUGA